AACCCUUUUAAUAGGCGACCCAGUUGCACCGGUGAAAGACUUCACAGACUUCUCACACAUAACACCCGACAUUUCUUUUUCUUCUUCUUCUUCUUUCUGCUCUUCCUCCUCCUCUCCAUCUUUUCUUUUUCUAUAUAUCUAUUACAACCCUAACACUCUCUCUUCUUGUUUUUAUGGACAAAGGAUGGGGUCUUACCCUUGAUUCUGAUCAUCCUGUUUUCUCUUUCUUCCCUAACUCCGCCACCGCCAAUAAGCCUGCAGACUCUUUUCUCAAGAUUAACAAAAGAAACAGCUUUGACGCCAGUGACCCCGUUAGGAUGUUUCCCUUCUCUGUCAACCUUCCUUCUCCUGCUGAUGACAAUCGAUUGAUCGUUGGUGAAGUCGACUUCUUUUCUGAAAAGAAGAAUAACGUUGUUUCUGAUAAUCAUCAUAGUGAUGAUUCUAAAACUACAACUAUCUCUGUCAAAAAAGAGAAUUCUUAUGCUGAUAUCGCUCCAAAGUCCAACGAUGUAAAUACUGGAUUGCACCUUCUUACUGCUAACACUGGAAGUGAUCAAUCAACGGUUGAUGAUGGGGCAUCAUCGGAAGUUGAUGACAAACGAUCUAAGUUUGAGCUAGCGCAGUUGCAAAUUGAUCUGCAAAGGAUGAAUAAUGAAAACCAAAGGUUGAGAGACAUGCUUACUCAAGUAACCAACAAUUACAAUGCUUUACAGAUGCAUCUUGUAGCCUUAAUGCAGCAGCAACAGCAGCAAAACCAUGGACCUGAGGCUACUCAUGAACAUGAGGUUGUACAAGGCAAGUCCGAGGAAAAGAAACAUGAGGUGGUGCCGAGACAAUUCUUGGAUCUCGGUCCAUCAGCCGAGACAGAUGAGAUAUCUCAUUCAUCAUCUGACGAUGAGAGGACACGUUCUGGCACACCUCAAACCAAUACGGAAACAGCAUCCGUCAAAAACAAUGGCAAGAUUGAGAUGUCUACAUUUGAUCAAGAGAAUUCUAGCUUUAGAGAUGGCAAAGGAAUUGGCCGAGAAGAGAGUCCUGAGUCAGAAACACAAGGUUGGAAUCCUAACAAAGUUCAAAAAUUGAAUCCUGCUAGUAAGGGUAUUGACCAAAACGCAGAGGCCACCAUGAGAAAAGCACGAGUCUCUGUUCGAGCCCGAUCAGAAGCUCCCAUGAUCACUGAUGGGUGCCAAUGGAGAAAAUAUGGACAAAAGAUGGCUAAAGGAAAUCCAUGUCCUAGAGCCUACUAUAGGUGCACCAUGGCAGUUGGUUGUCCAGUUCGUAAGCAAGUUCAACGCUGUGCAGAGGACACAUCAAUCUUGAUAACAACUUACGAAGGAAAUCACAACCACCCUCUGCCUCCAGCUGCAAUGGCAAUGGCAUCGACGACAACAGCAGCUGCAAGCAUGUUACUUUCAGGGUCAAUGUCAAGUGCAGAUGGAAUAAUGAAUCCAAACUUGCUAGCAAGAGCAAUUCUACCAUGCUCAUCAAGUAUGGCUACAAUUUCAGCUUCAGCUCCUUUCCCAACUGUAACAUUAGACCUUACUCACAGCCCAAAUCCUCUGCAAGUACAAAGACCCCCAACACAUUUCCAAGUCCCUUUCCCGGGCCAACCCCAAAACUUUGCUUCAGUCACGCCCCAACAAUUGCCUCAGGUUUUUGGUCAGGCCCUUUAUAACCAAUCAAAAUUCUCUGGCCUCCAGUUAUCUCAGGAAUUACCUCAAUCCCAACAAUUGCACCCAUCACAGCAGCAUUCACUAGUUGAUUCAGUCAGUGCUGCCACGGCUGCCAUCACCGCAGAUCCUAACUUCACAGCAGCACUGGCAGCUGCCAUCACCUCUAUUAUUGGCGGUGGUAAUGGCAACACCUCGACAACCCACAAUAACAGUAAUGGCAAUAACACAAGCAGCAGAAACUAGGACGGGUCUCAUUUAACUUUUUCUUGGUUCUUGAUUUUCAGUUCUUUUAUCUCUCUCUUUUUUCAUUUCUUGGGGGGUAAACAUGAGAUCACAUGUUCAUAUUUUUUGUUCUUGUUGGGGAAGGAGGGAUAGACACAAAAAAUAUUUCAUUCUUUUCGUUUUGAAUAAUUACUUUGUUUGUUAUUGUUUAGUGAUACAUGAAUGAUAAAGCAAAGCUAGCAUACAGGUUAUUAUAAA
Messenger RNA from Ricinus communis (castor bean), 2153 nucleotides. Its product is annotated as probable WRKY transcription factor 31. The transcript has 6 exons. Gene Ontology annotation, biological process: regulation of DNA-templated transcription. Lineage: Eukaryota; Viridiplantae; Streptophyta; Magnoliopsida; Malpighiales; Euphorbiaceae. Bases 174 to 1916 code for a protein of 580 amino acids. The record is from RefSeq and is a predicted model, not a curated record. Gene Ontology annotation, molecular function: sequence-specific DNA binding; DNA-binding transcription factor activity.